UCUGCUUUCAGUGGCACUCUUCCCGCUUCUGUUAGUUCAGUCAUUGCCACAAUCACAAGUGGAACAGAUGCAAGCGUUUCCGAAGUGCCACCAAAGACAACUUACACCGGUGGAGCACAAAACCCUUCCAUCUCAAACGCUCCUCCAUUGCCAAGUCAAAGUGCAGUUGUUGUUUCUAGUUUCCCCGCUUUGGACAAGAGCCCUGAUCCAAGUCUAGCUCUAUCACAACAAUUCAUUGCUAAAUACGAUCUUUCAAGCGUUCCAGACAUUCCCAUCACUGAUGGAACAUGUAACGGUCAAUUCGGCGCAAAUGCUGCUGCAAACAGAUAUUGGACCUGUGGUGGACACACUGCACCUUCUGAUAUCACAGCUUGCCCGGAAAAGAACCACUGGGGAUUGUCAUACGAUGAUGGACCAUCUCCUUACACUCCUCAAUUGCUCGAUUACCUUGAAUCACAAAAUUUGAAAACAACUUUCUUCAUCGUUGGUUCUCGUGCUCUUUCUCGUCAAGAUUUAUUGCGUUAUGAAUACAUGAACGGACAUCAACUCAGUGUUCAUACAUGGUCUCACCCUGCUUUGACAACACAAACAAAUCAACAAAUUUUGUUAGAAUUGGCUUGGACAAUGGAGGUUAUUCGUCAAGUUACCGGUGUUACACCUGUUACCAUGCGUCCUCCUUACGGUGAUAUCGAUGAUCGUGUUCGUGCAAUUUGCAAGAUUUUGGGUCUAACACCAAUCAUGUGGACUAGCACAAGUGAUACAAUGACAUACGACACAAACGAUUGGCGUAUCGGAGCAGGUCAGGUUAGCGCUGCUUCUGUUGUUGGUAACUUUACACAAAUUUUGAACAAUUCUGACACUUUGAGUACCGGUUAUAUUGUUUUGGAACACGAUUUGUACAAACAAAGUGUCGAAUUGGCAACUGAAGUCGUUCUACCUAUGGCUUUAGCACAUACUCCCAAACAAACACUUGAGCCUAUCUACCAAUGCUUGGGCUUGCAAUUGGGUGACUCUUAUGUGGAAACCAACCGUAAUGUCUCAGGAAGUGGUGGUAUUGCUUCUCCGGGAGAUACAAACCCUACUUCAAACAGCUCCUCAAGCGGAAGCAGUAGCGGAAACAAAGCAGGUAACUUUGGUUCCUCCGGCAGCGGCUCUUCUGGC
Meira miltonrushii is the source of this 1161-nucleotide messenger RNA. Its product is annotated as glycoside hydrolase/deacetylase. The annotation marks the transcript as partial. Gene Ontology annotation, biological process: carbohydrate metabolic process. The record is from RefSeq and is a predicted model, not a curated record. Gene Ontology annotation, molecular function: chitin deacetylase activity. Lineage: Eukaryota; Fungi; Basidiomycota; Exobasidiomycetes; Exobasidiales; Brachybasidiaceae. Gene Ontology annotation, cellular component: membrane. The transcript has a single exon.